AGUCCUCAGCUGAUAAAGUGCACAAACAAUGGUUGAAGGUGUGGGUGAGAUAGUUGGCUUCUGCCUGGGCGUCGUAGGUCUGAUCGGAGCUUCAGCUGUAACGGGUCUCCCCAUGUGGAGGGUGUCGGCAUUCAUCCAGGAGAACAUCAUCGUCAUGGAGACUCGCUGGGAGGGUUUAUGGAUGAACUGCUACCGCCAGGCCAACAUCCGCAUGCAGUGCAAAGUGUACGACUCGCUGCUCUACCUGCCUCCUGAGCUCCAGGCUUCCCGAGGUCUGAUGUGCUGCUCGGUCGGACUGAGCUUUUUCGGAUUGGUGGUAUCCUUGCCAGGCUUGCAUAGCGUUUCCUGUUUUCCUGAUAAACUACAAGUCAAAUCUUUCUUCAUUGCAAUCGGUGGCUCGAUGGAGAUCAUGUCUUGCAUUUGUGUUCUCAUUGCUGUGUCCUGGACGGCUCAUACCAUCAUUCAGGACUUUUAUGACCCACUAUUGAUCAGUGCCCAGCGCCGGGAACUUGGUGAAGCUCUUUACAUUGGCUGGGUCACUGCAUUCAUCCUGUUUUGCUCCGGUAUUUUUUUGCUGGCAUGCCGGAAUUAUGACUCGAAUCAAACCUACCAGCUUGUUUACCCCAGUAACAGAAUGACCAUGACACGUUUCCAACCUGCCACUGCAACCCGAAGCUCAAUCAGCUCAACUCCCCAUCAGACUCUGCUUCUGAACCAGCAGCCUUCUACUUCGGCGUACAGUGUCUCCUUAGCAUCCCCUGGUGGCCAGGUUCCAUUCUACAACAUUCCUGUGGUUUAUCCCACGAACAUGAUACCUGUUCAGCACUAUCCAUCUCUGCACAGCUCAUACAACUCAGGGAGGCUCUCCAUGCCAGGAAAUCCUCUUCAUUCAGGCAUGCAGUCUGCUCAUCCUAGUCCCCAAUUUGUACCUCCUGCUGUAGGGUAUGAUGGGAACUUCGUCACUGCUGUUCAGCCUACUGUCUCUCUUCCACCAAUGGUUGGGGACAACUGGAAGAAACCAGCAUCACAUGACUUCUCCACUUCACACUCAAGUUCAGGAAUGUAUAUAUAAACACAUAUUAUAUAACUCAGCCUAAACUUUUUAAGAUCUUUGAUUUUGGAAAAUUUU
This is a messenger RNA of Clarias gariepinus (North African catfish), 1129 nucleotides long. RefSeq names its product claudin-8-like. Gene Ontology annotation, biological process: bicellular tight junction assembly; cell adhesion. Gene Ontology annotation, molecular function: structural molecule activity. The coding region runs from base 29 to 1072 and encodes 347 amino acids. The transcript has a single exon. Gene Ontology annotation, cellular component: bicellular tight junction; plasma membrane. The record is from RefSeq and is a predicted model, not a curated record. Lineage: Eukaryota; Metazoa; Chordata; Actinopteri; Siluriformes; Clariidae.